This is a messenger RNA of Ostrinia furnacalis (Asian corn borer), 2433 nucleotides long. RefSeq names its product glycosylphosphatidylinositol anchor attachment 1 (gene GAA1). Gene Ontology annotation, cellular component: GPI-anchor transamidase complex; membrane. The record is from RefSeq and is a predicted model, not a curated record. NCBI's taxonomy places the organism in Eukaryota, Metazoa, Arthropoda, Insecta, Lepidoptera, Crambidae. The coding region runs from base 164 to 2377 and encodes 737 amino acids. Gene Ontology annotation, biological process: attachment of GPI anchor to protein. The transcript has 13 exons.
UUGAUAAAAACAUUGAUCGUUUGCCGAUUGAUAGCGAUUGCAUUGCGAUAUAGCCAUAAAUUCAUUACUAAGUUAUAAAUUAAACUCUAGUUACAGCUAAUGUUAACCUACAUUCCUUGACUUAGUCUUUAUAAAUUAGUAAUAAUCUGUGAAAUCCUCCAUCAUGGGUCUGCUAUCAGACCCGGAGUACGGUUCAGUGAAAUGGGUAAAAGUGCUCAAAAGAAUCCACAGGCCUCUUUGUUUCCUGUGCUAUUUUGCAGCUAUAGCAUGGUUCUUCAUGCUAGGUAAUAAGGAAUUCAACAAUGAGACGUAUUUUUCCGAAAAUGCGCUGCUACCUGGUUUGGUGACGAACGAGUUUAAUGCUGAGCAAGACGCGAAGCAAUAUUACAAUGAGCUCAAUCAGGAAUUGGCGGACAAGUACUCUGACACAGAUGAAAUACCGGUUCCAUGGCUGGUGGCCAAGAUGUCCCAACUGCAUCUGGAGGUCCACACGCAUAACUUCACCCUGGAGUUUCCUUUGGGAGGGAAACAGAUUUUCAAAGGCGUGAAUGUCUAUGGCAUACUCAGAGCACCUAGAACUUCAUCCCAUGAGGCUAUAGUUGUGACAGCACCUCACACAUCCAUAUCUUCACACCAUAAAGGAACGACUGCUGGCAUUGCUCUGAUGCUGGCAUUUGCAAAGUUUGCUAGACCUCAAAAAUACUGGGCCAAAGACAUAAUAUUCCUUGUAACGGAACACGAACAACUUGGAAUGCAAGCGUGGCUAGAAGCAUACCACGGCCUGAACAACAACGCUGAGACGUUUUACACCAGUCUUGGUAGCUUCUGGCGUCCUAGUGUUGCAACUUGGGCCUAUGAAAAACUGGGUAAUAUACUCCACUGGACGAACAAUAAAAAGUGUUUGGAUCCGGGAAAGUUAAAAGCUAGGUCGGGUUCCAUACAGGCUGCUAUCAAUUUGGAGUUCCAUACGCCUAAUAUAAAGUACAUAGAGGUCAAAGUGGAAGGACUUAACGGACAGCUGCCAAACCUUGAUCUAGUCAACUUAGUGCACAAACUGUGUGUGAAGUCUGGAAUACACCACUCUUAUAAGCAUAGUUAUUCAUGGAUCCGGAAUCGCGACAAAAUGGCCGAUUGGAAGAACAGCAUAAAAACCAUGCUGUCGAUGGUUUUCACGCAGAUUAUUGGGGUACCAACCGGCAACCAUGGUCUCUUCCAUCGUUUCGGAAUCGAAGCCGUGACCUUAGAAGGUCGUGAUGCCGGCGACCCAGCCGGUGUGCCACCCAAAGUGAACGUUCUCACUUCUGCCAACUUCUACCGACUGGCAGUGCCGCUAGAGAGUGUGUUGCGAUCGCUGAACAAUCUUCUAGAGCGAUUCCACCAGAGUUACUUCUUUUACUUGCUAGCAGCCACCAACAGGUUUAUUUCUAUAGGUCAAUACAUGCCCUGUCUCUGUCUACUCUGCGUGGCGAUGUUAGUGCGCGCUCUUUCCCUGUGGGUGACGAUCCAACAAGAUGGCGGCGACGGCACACAGAGCGAGACGCAAUCCGAGACGGAAGAUAGCGAGUGGAGCACUGAAGGGAGCAGCGAUAGCGAUGUGCCGGUGGGGCAGAAUCAGGAACUGAGGUUGAGGAAGAAGAACAACAAAUUGGAUAAAAAGAAAAAAGAUAUGAACCUCCUCCACGAAUCGCCAAAGAAAGAGAAACCAUCUCCGAAGAAGAAGCGUUCCAAGCUGAGCAUAGUCAAAGUGGGGAAGAAUUUCCUUAUUCUCCAUCUGCUGGGAUAUGCUGUGAUGCAGUCGCCUCCGUUGUUCACUUUCAUUGGCCGCAGAUUCUUCGACCAGUUCUCCGAGCGUUCGCUCUACUACGGAUUGUUCGCGGCCGCCAUGUUUUUGUCCGGCUACACCCUGACCAUUCCCUUCGCCAUGACGCGCGAGGAAAUGGUUCUGACCAAUAUCCUGGCUUUGGUGGAGUUGGCCACGGUGUGUUUGGCUGUGGGCAUGCAUAACUUUUCGCUGGGACUGGCCAUCGCUGUUAUGUAUACGCCGCUAGCGCUGUGGGCUAAGGCGUCGAAGAUUGGAGAGACUAAGAUGUUCACCAUAUCCUACGUCCUCAAGAUAGUGAUGACCAUAUUCCUACACCCGUACUGGUUCGUGACCAUCAACAUGAUAUCCUACAGCCACAUACUGUUCCCGGAGGAAGGCAUAUUCGACAUGGUCAGCCGGGGCACGGACGCUGCCUCGCAAGCUAUUAUGUUCGCUGUUACCGACUCUUUGAUCUACGGUAACUGGCUGUUCAACGUGGUAACAACAACUAUUCUGCCCACUUGGUUCAUGUUCUGGCAACUGACGGUGUACAACGUGGUGCAAUUCAGCGACUAAAUCAUUCCAAAGACUGUAUCUGUUUAAUUUAUUUAAUAAAUUAAUGGGUUUUGUAA